AUAUCAAUAAACCUUAAGUAAAUUAGUAUUAUUAAAAAGUAAUAAACCACCAAAUCCCAUUCUUGAAAACUAAUUACAAAAAAGCAAAGCUGAAAGAAAAGUUUCAGAUCUACUGCUAUGUUUUGUACUUUAUUCAAGAAACAAAAGAUUCCUAAUCUUUUAUAUGUAAAGCAGACAAGCAACACUUAUCACUAGUAUUAAACUAAUCUCCACUACCAUUAAAGAACUAAACAGUCUGCACCAUCAUUAAACUAAUCCCAGUUUAAUAGUAGAAUAUACCUGAUUAAGUACUCUGCUAAUCUUCACUGUAGACUAAACACUCUUUCCACUUUUGAAAACCCUAACUCACAAGCCCCAACCAAACAUGGCAGCUCAUACCCUAACCCCAGUACACCACCCCCUCCAUUCCCUCACUCAAACCUUCAAAUCCAAAACCUUUAAACCUCAAACAGUAAAAUGCAGAUCCGCCACCACCACCAUCACUUCCAAUUUGAGAGCUGCGGUUAUUGGCGGCGGCCCAGCGGGAUCCUCCGCCGCAGAAGCUCUGGCCACCGGCGGCAUCGAAACAUACAUAUUCGAACGCAGCCCCCAAGCAGCUAAGCCCUGUGGCGGAGCAAUCCCUCUGUGCAUGCUCGAUGAAUUUUCGAUCCCUUCUCACCUUAUAGACCGCAAAGUCACCCAAAUGAAGAUUAUCUCACCGUCGAAUCUCACGGUCGAUUUCGGAAAAACGCUCAGACCGAACGAGUUCAUCUCUAUGGUACGCCGCGAAGUACUGGAUAAUUUCCUCCGGCUUCGAGCCGAGGAAAGGGGAGCUACCCUCAUCAAAGCCCUUGUGACAAAUAUAGAACUUCCCCUUUCAGAGAAAUCGCCCUACAUAAUCCACUACAUCUCUAACAAUACCCAAAAUACCCUCGCCGUGGAUGUUAUAAUCGGAGCUGACGGGGCCAACAGCAAGGUGGCGAAAUCGAUAAAAGCUGGUGACUACACCUGCGCCAUUGCGUUUCAAGAAAGGAUCAAACUGCCGGAGGACAAAAUGAAAUACUACGAAAAUCUAGCGGAGAUGUACGUGGGGGAUGACGCCUCGCCGGAUUUCUACGGGUGGGUUUUCCCCAAAUGCGACCACGUGGCAGUCGGAACGGGCACGGUUUGCUCGAAGCAAAACAUCAAACAGUUUCAAGGCGCAAUCAGAAACCGGGUCAAAUCCAAAAUCGAAGGGGGGAAAAUAAUCAAAGUCGAAGCCCACCCGAUUCCAGAGCACCCACGGCCAAUUAGGGUUCGGGGGCGGGUGGCUUUAGUCGGAGACGCCGCCGGAUACGUCACCAAAUGCUCCGGCGAAGGAAUAUACUUCGCGGCGAAGAGCGGGAGGAUGUGCGGAGAAGGGAUCGUUAGGGCGUCGGAGAACGGGAGGAAGAUGAUCGGAGAGGGGGAUUUGAGGAGGGAGUACCUGAGGAAGUGGGAUGACGAGUACUUCUGCACGUUCAAGUUCUUGGAUGUUCUGCAGAAGGUGUUCUACGGGAGCAACGCCGGGAGGGAGGCGCUGGUGGAGCUCUGCGGGAAGGAGUACGUGCAGAGGAUGACGUUUGACAGCUAUUUGUACAAGAGAUUGGCGAAGAGGAAUCCACUGGAAGAUGCGAAAAUGGCGGUCGACACCAUCGGAAGCUUGAUUAGGAGCGGCGUUGUUGGGAGGGAGGUGAUGGAUGCUGCCGGAUUUUGAAAAAUGUAGUUUUUAUUUAAACAAAAAAUAAUUAAUAAUUAAUAAAUAAAUAAAUUGUAGCUUUUAAAUGAAUUACUUAUGUUUGUGUGAUUUCUAU
Erythranthe guttata (spotted monkey flower) is the source of this 1811-nucleotide messenger RNA. Its product is annotated as geranylgeranyl diphosphate reductase, chloroplastic. Gene Ontology annotation, molecular function: FAD binding; oxidoreductase activity, acting on the CH-CH group of donors, NAD or NADP as acceptor. The record is from RefSeq and is a predicted model, not a curated record. Gene Ontology annotation, cellular component: chloroplast thylakoid membrane. Gene Ontology annotation, biological process: chlorophyll biosynthetic process; photosynthesis. Lineage: Eukaryota; Viridiplantae; Streptophyta; Magnoliopsida; Lamiales; Phrymaceae.